AUGAGAUGGAAAGACAAAGGAAUAAUUAAUAAAACAAAAUUUUCAAUGUACUACAGUGGUAGCAGCAAUAGGUCUGGCUUAUAUGGUACUGGGUUCAUUAUCUCCAAGAACCUGAAAAAUUUCGUAAUUGGUUUUAAGCCUGUAAGUGAUAGAAUUUGUUGUAUAAGAUUGAGGGGUAAAUUCUGUUUAUUUAAUAAUUUGACCUUUAUAUCGGCGUAUGCCCCAACUGAAGAUGCGGAUGAUGAUGUGAAAGAUGAUUUCUAUGACUCUCUCGGUAAAACACUUAACGAAGUUUCUAGCCAUGAUUCUGUAAUAGUACUAGGUGAUUUUAACGCAAAGAUCGGUAAAGAAGAAUAUGUACGGAAUAUUGCUGGUAAAUUUUCAUUACAUGAAACAACAAGCCCCAACGGACACAGAUUGUGCCAGUUUGCUGAGGAAACAUGUCUCAAGAUAAAAAGCACCUCUUUUGAGCGGAAAAACAUACACAAGGGGACAUGGAAAAUCCCGGGAAGCAGUGUCUCUAACCAAAUCGAUCAUGUACUCAUUUCGGCUAGAUGGGCCUCUUCGGUAAUGAGUGUACGAAGUUGCAGAGGUGAAAGAAUGAAAAUGAUACAAAGAAAUACGAGAUCAAGUCAGGAAUCAUACAAAUCUAAAAGAAUAGCUGCCACGAAACUUUGUCGAAAGAAGAAGAAGAAAAUAAUAGUGCUUUCCAACCAAGAUUGA
Messenger RNA from Condylostylus longicornis, 723 nucleotides. Its product is annotated as craniofacial development protein 2-like. Gene Ontology annotation, biological process: chromatin remodeling. Gene Ontology annotation, cellular component: nucleus. The coding region runs from base 1 to 723 and encodes 240 amino acids. The transcript is spliced from 2 exons. The record is from RefSeq and is a predicted model, not a curated record. NCBI's taxonomy places the organism in Eukaryota, Metazoa, Arthropoda, Insecta, Diptera, Dolichopodidae.